Molecule: messenger RNA, 894 nt
Organism: Aspergillus japonicus CBS 114.51
Lineage: Eukaryota; Fungi; Ascomycota; Eurotiomycetes; Eurotiales; Aspergillaceae
Product: bestrophin family protein
Exons: 2
Coding region: 1-894 (297 amino acids)
Molecular function (GO): chloride channel activity
Source: RefSeq, a predicted model, not a curated record
AUGUUAGUCUUCCGCAACCAGACAUCCUACAACCGAUUCUGGGAUGGGCGCAAUGGCAUGAAUACCAUCAACACCUGUGUCCGGAACCUGGUCCGGACCAUCAUCACGAAUGGGUACAGCCCCCGGGGCGCCCCAACGGCGGCAGAGAAGCAGGACAUCGAGCGGACGGUCCGCAUCCUGAUGGCCAUCCCGUUUGCCGUUAAGAACCAUCUCCGCGCCGAGUGGGGCGCCGCAUGGGCCUUGGGCAACGACGUCGCGGAGAAUGGGGUCACGGAUUUCAACCCGGACUAUGCCAGCCUCCUGCCUGCGGGGCUGGAGGGCCAUGAGGACGGAGGGCUGGGGCUCCCCUAUCAGCUGACCUUCUUCGUGGACCAGUUCAUCAAGCGCGGGGUCGAGCGCGGCUGGUUCCACGCCCCCGGCGCAAGCCAGAUGCAGGCGCAGUUGAACACACUGACCGACGCCUAUGGCCGGAUGGAGACGAUCAAGCUCACGCCUAUCCCCGUUGCACACCUAAUCCAUCAGAAACAGGUCCUCGCCCUGUUCGGCUGCGUUCUCCCCUUCGGCAUGGUCGACGACAUGGGCUGGUGGACCAUUCCGAUGGUCAGCCUGGUGAUCUUCACGCUGUACGGCAUCGAAGGCAUCGGCUCGCAGCUCGAGGAUCCGUUCGGGUAUGAUCGCAACGACAUCAAGAUGGACGCCAUCGUUGGAGACGCCAAGACCGAGGUUGACGUCAUCUUGGAUGAAUGGCGCAAGACGAUGGCGUUUAUUGACGUCGAGAGAUCGAACAAUGUCCUCGGAACCGACCCCUCUGCUGGCGGCGAUGCUGGGGUCACCGGGUUUGUCCUGCCUGAAAUGUUUUUGAGGAGAGAUGCGGCGAUGAGUGUCGCAGCUUAG